AUGCAAGUCUCAGGAGUUCCGGAAGAAAUCCGCUUGACAGAAGCCUACGCGGAGGACCUCGAAGCGGCAAGUUGCGGUUUGACCAUUCACUAUUCGCCUGUUCCUGUCAGUCAACUGCAGUCUUCUGCACGUCUCGCAGCACGACCACACAAAAAACAGAGAUGCAUCUGCACGGCCAAUUUGGACAGACCGCUUCCAGACCGCUUCCCAGACCACGUAUCCGGCAAGUCGGACGCGCCUAACCGUUCAGCCUUGAUGAUCCUGGACACUUUCAGCAUCCCGGACGACUUCGAAAGUCCGACCGCCAUAUUCUCCGAGUAUCAUCGCUACAACCUAUUUGGCUUCCCAGGACACAUUCCUCCCGACUCUAAGUUGAUCUUCGAUGUCGAGCUCAAGGAGAUCGAAGGCAAGAGGGCCUAG
Molecule: messenger RNA, 420 nt
Organism: Aaosphaeria arxii CBS 175.79
Lineage: Eukaryota; Fungi; Ascomycota; Dothideomycetes; Pleosporales
Exons: 3
Coding region: 1-420 (139 amino acids)
Source: RefSeq, a predicted model, not a curated record